CUUGGUGUUUGCGCACAGCGCUCAGACAGGGGUCGCGCAGUGUGAGAAACGCACAGUCCUUCUCAAAACCCGCUCUGAGCAGCCGCCUGAUCACAUCUUCAAAAAAUGCUGACCACCAGGGACAGAUGGAAAAUAUACAAGACGGCGUGUCUGAUGUUUUUUGUCGCUGUGAUAACUUUGACUGUGCUGCAGAGGGGCAGCACGUACAGCGGAGCCCAGUUUCGCGAGGACAGCCCGUCCAAGCAGGAGUCGCUCUCCGAAGGUGUCCACCACAUGCAGAAAAAGGGCCUGCUGCCUGGGACGGAAGGCUUCUGGAAAGCAAGCAAGCAGGCGUCCGCGACAGAAAAGCCAAGAGUCACAGCCUCCAGAGCACCAAGAACCUGGGAUGUGACCACUACCAACUGUACUGCCAACUUCAACUUCACGCAGAUGGAGUGGUUUGGGGGCUUAGAGUCCAAUUUCAAGCAGUUCCUGCUCUACAGACACUGCAGGUAUUUCCCCAUGACCAUCAACCACCCAGAGAAGUGCAAGGGAGAAAUCCACCUCCUGAUUGUCGUCAAGUCCAUCAUCACGCAGUACGACCGCAGGGAGGUCAUCAGAAAGACGUGGGGCAGGGAGAAAGAGGCGAAUGGCAAAAGAAUCAAGACACUGUUCCUCCUGGGUGCCCCUUCCAAGGAGGAGGAGAAAGCCAACCACCAGAAGCUCCUGGAGUACGAAGAUUACAAAUACGGGGACAUCCUGCAGUGGGACUUCAUGGACAGUUUCUUCAACCUCACCCUGAAGGAGGUCCACUUCCUCAAGUGGUUCUCCACCUACUGCGAGAAUGUGCACUACAUAUUCAAAGGGGACGAUGACGUUUUCGUGAGCAUCGAGAACAUUGUGGAGUUUCUGGAUGGCAGUAAGAUAAGGAACCUUUUCGUAGGAGAUGUGCUGUACAAGGCCAAACCCAUUAGAAAAAAGGAGAAUAAGUACUACGUCCCCCAGGCAUUGUACAAUAAAACCCACUACCCACCCUAUGCAGGUGGUGGGGGUUUCCUUAUGGAUGGGCCGCUGGCUAGGAGACUCUUCGGAGCUUGUGAAACCUUGGACCUCUAUCCUAUUGAUGAUGUGUUUCUCGGCAUGUGCCUCGAGGUCCUGCGGGUCACUCCCGUCAAGCACAAUGCCUUCAAGACGUUUGGGCUUGUGAAGAACAAGAGCAGCAAGCUGAACAGAGAACCCUGCUUUUUCAAAAGUAUGAUCGUGGUCCACAAGUUGCUUCCUCCGGAUCUCAUGCGCAUGUGGAAGCUGGUCAACAGCAAUCUCGUUUGCUCCCGGAAAGUAAACAUUUUAUAGCCGCUUGAGUCUACUCCACCGGAGAGUGAACGGGCCCUAGGGUGACAGAAACUGCACUGGGGGGUGGGGGGUGGCAGAGCAAGUGGGAAAUUUGAGCGUAUUCAAAGAUGAGUACUCCCUUUUUUGGGAGAAGACUUGGGACAAUUUAGUUAGUUAAUUUAAGUACUGUACUGGGGGCAAACCUCGUGUAAUGGAAUACAUGGGAAGAAAGCGGCUCUUGGGAAAUUUGAAUUCUGUAUCGAAAAUCGUGUGUACAGUUUCUGUAUUUCAGCAAUGGAUCAUUCAAUGGCAUUUGAAAACGGCGAGCCUGUCCACUGAGAUGCUCCAACACUCAUUUUCAUUCAACUUUAAUUGUUCUUAUUCAUCUCGCUUCCAUUAACCUCAAUCCAGUUGAACGAAGCUGGAAUUAAUUUCCAGUUCCAAUUCCUUAUGCAGCACGCCUCAAAGAAUGGAGUUUGUUUUUUUGCCCUAGGGAAAAAUGUAGAUGCAUUUAUAAAUGAAGCAACAAGACAUUAUUGAAGUAAAAACAAAUUGACUUUUGACUGAUAAAUUGAUGGAUGCAUAAGGUUUCAUUCAUUCCUGUUUUUGAAAAUAACAACCACACAAACGAAUUAAAUAAUUAAAGCAGAAUUACUUGACGUUUCAGGAAGGCUAAAUGAACUGCUCAAUAAUUGAUGACUUCUUCUGAAGUGACAGAUAUUAAUUGGCAUAACUUUCUCUUGUCAUUAUGCCAUCUGGACAGAGUGUCACUACCUCACUGAUUUCCUCUUUUUGUCUCUUUCUUUUUAUAAAAGGAUGUGGUGUUUUUUUAACUUGGUGGGUAUAAGUUUUUCCACUAAUGUAAUGCGAGUUUGUUACUAAUAGUGUAAGUUUGUUUUCUUAGUGUUACAUCUUGGAAGUUGUGGAGCCUCUAAUGAGAAUACAAGAUUACUCUAUGAAAUCCUGCAGUCAGUUACAGUAGCAUUUCUACUUUAGUUUGCCGAUAGUUUACCUCUGAGAUCUAUUCAUAUAUAUUUAUGUAGCAGGAUAAGGGGCUUUUGUUCCUCAACGUUCAUAUUUAGAUUUAGUGAAAUUUGUACAUUUCAGUAGUCUUACACAAAUGCACAGAUGUUAAUGUAAGCAGUAAAUGAAAAUAUUUUGGAACUGUUAAAAGAUAAUCGGAAUAAAUCAAAUUCUAAUUAUACUGGUACAUACCUGGGAUAUGGUAAUUUGACAGUCUCCAGAAUCACACUUUGGAAAGAGAAAAUAAUACUGCCUGUUAUUUUUCUAUUAUAUACUUUAAUUGUGAAUAAAAUCAUUAUAACUAAGUAGUUCACAAAUUACCUGUAUUGUAUAUGGAUGGUGUACAUAAAUGUAAAAAUUGAAGAUGUUUAAGGAAAAAUAAUGUUUGUAAAUAAAGAUAUUUAAAAUUUA
Molecule: messenger RNA, 2745 nt
Organism: Lepisosteus oculatus (spotted gar)
Lineage: Eukaryota; Metazoa; Chordata; Actinopteri; Semionotiformes; Lepisosteidae
Gene: b3gnt7
Product: UDP-GlcNAc:betaGal beta-1,3-N-acetylglucosaminyltransferase 7
Cellular component (GO): Golgi membrane
Molecular function (GO): hexosyltransferase activity; UDP-glycosyltransferase activity
Source: RefSeq, a predicted model, not a curated record